CACGAACAGAUCCCCUCUUUAACACCACACUCCAUUUCAUUUUCUGAGAAAAGAGCAGUUCAAAGGAAGUUAACACAAGUCACUUCAGAUAGUACAAUUCACACAUUUAACAGGUCAUUACAGACUAUACCCGUUAAUGAUAAUUUAUCAAAACUCAAAAGGUUGAGGGAUUCAACCAAGUCUAUUGUACUUCAUAACAAAAUCGAUGCCUUGUCUUGUGUUUUGGAGGACCUUUUAUAUCAACAUUGUGAUUUAGAAAGUAUUGGACCAACAAUUUAUGAAAGAUAUACCAGCAAACGGGCAAAUGGAAUCAUAGAUUUUCAAGUUGGUCUAGACAUAUAUGCUGACUUUAUGGGAGCUCCAUUAUAUGUUAGGAAGGAUGAUUUAUCGACUAGAUUCAAAGACGAUCUUUUGGAUCCUGUUCAUGGUGUAAGAUGUUUUGUAUAUAAUCCACAUAACUAUGAGAAAAAGUAUAUUAUAUUGGAUAGCGAUGGAGUGGACAUUUUGGGUAUAUUGCAGAGAAUAACUGAUGAUUUUGAAGAUGCAGAAAAUAUCAGGGUACGUGUACGUGAAAAUAUUGACUAUGGUUAUAUAAACACAGCUUUAUUAACGUUGGAUACUGAGCAUGAUCGAAGUAUUGUCAAAUGUAUUCUUGCGAAAUUGAUUGGACGAAGUGAUUUGAUUGCUGUAGGAAUAAAUCCAGAUAUUGCUUUAAAAAAAACUUGAAAAGUCCCGACAAGUUUUUGCAGAAAUGUCCAAUGCAAAAGUAGCAGCUCAAGACAUGAUUAACUUAAGGUUGGAAACAAAAAUUGACAAAUGCAAAGAUAAUCUCAAUGAAAUUGACAAAAAAAUUGAAUCAAAAUCAUUAUCAUUGAUGCGUGAGAAAGAUUUCUGUGCCAGAAAAGAAAUACUUGAAGAACAGCUGGAUGCAAAUCAAAAGUUGUUAAGCAAAGAGACAAGUUAUGACCAAAAAAAAAUAUGGCUAUUGCGUCAAAAGAUUAACUGAGAAGCUUAUAAAAGAAAACAGAAUUAAAGCAAGAAGACUUGGUGCUGGAGCAAGACCAAUGCUUGACUCUGAUGAUGAAGACUUUAUAGCCAAUGCCAUCGAGAGCAAAAGUUCAGCACAUGGACGCAGACAGGACACAGUCCUCUAUUUAAAUCACAGAGUAAAACUUGAAGAUUUAUUGUCUAUUGCCAAUUAUAAUUUAAUUAGACGAGGAAAGAAGUUGUUGAAGUCAGCAAAAACAGUACACCUUAGGGCAAGGCCUAGAAAAAUCAACACAAUUGAAGGCAAGAGACAUAAAGGUAACUGGCUCUUUUGUACCAAAAAACCCCCAAAGACUGAGGACCACAGUACUGAGCUCACCCAUCAUCAAAGGGCGCAUGUAAAAUUAAACAGAGAAGACAUGUUCAGCACCAAUAGCUUGUUCAGAUAUUCAAGUCUGGACAUCUCAUUUGAUGAUAAAGCUUAUAUCAGACCAGGCACAGAUGUCGGAUUGAGAGAUACAAAAGCUGGAAAAAUACUCACCUUGACGGAUGAAAGCAAACAAAGAAAGCUACCACAACAUGACUUUGCAACACCAGAGGUGUACCAGUCACCUAGCUCAUUUAGAUUAAUGACAUGGAAAACUGAAACAAUACAGGGUAAGGAGAGAUUGAUUAAAGACCAUGACCAAAGUUGUGUUGUUGUCCGUCCAAAAUUCUAUGUUGGAAGCUCAGGGUGUGUAUGGGGUAGUGAUUUGUUGCGUCUCCGCUAUGAAAAACCUGAUUUAUUUGAAAUGUCUCCUGAACGCGGUGAGUCAAUACAAGAUAAACAGUUUUAUGCGAUGGUCCAUGAUGCUGCAUUUUAUGUCUUUGACAGUACCACUGAUGAUGACUUAACAUCUUUAUUAUCUGGACAAUCAAAUUAUACACAUUAUGAAUCAGAAAGGAUAACACAUUUUGCUCGUCGUCUUGAACGUGUGUUAGCAAAUUUUCCCAAUACAGGAUCUGAUGAACUAAUUGACAAACUUAAAGAAGCUUUACAGUUAAUUGAAAAACUGAAUCAAGAUCUUAAAGGUGAAAACAUGAGAAUUUGUAACAGGAAUUUGAAAACUUUGAGAGAUUAGUGUGAAGAAAUCAUUCGUUCUAUUGAUUCUAUGAAUAUAUAUCCUGUGAAGCCAGUUAUUUCUGAAUAUACUGAUGGUGGACCUGGAGUUGGGGUUAAUAAUACUGCAGUUAAAUUCAGAUUUGCUGAAAUGUGUCGUAUCCAGAAUUCUGUGAGAAGAGUCAGAAUCCAUAGGGCCAGUGGAGACUCGGCACAAAAUGAAGCAGAGAGAACAAACAGUGCUAUUGGUGAUGCAUUAGUGGAUGGUGCGACUAUAUGUUGGGAAUAUUUCAAACCCCUUCAUGGUUUGUCUCAGGAGGAUCAGGACACCAUGACACCCAGUGAUCUUGAUAAACACAAGGCUGCAAUGAUGGAAAAAAAUGCUUGGGCAGUUGCAGAAGUCGUGUCCUUGAGAAUAGAUGAUGCCAAAGGACCUGCAGGAUUUAUUCAGGCAUAUGUGACAGAACACCCUGAGGACCAGUUUUUCUGGAAUGGCAAUUACCUCAAAAGAUAUCAUGAGUCUUCAAAAUCUGCCAAAGCAACGGUACCAGGACGUGGUUACUUCAAAAAGAUUUAUGAAUUUAUUGAUCAGCACUGCGAAGUAGGUGAACUUUAUAUUGAAUACAGAAAAUAUCGUUGUGAACAGUCACAUGGGACCAAGUGUGAGUACUGUUUGAGAUCUCCAGUGAAUGAUUUAUAUGGACCAAAUUUGGUUAAACCAGUACCUAGGCCAUAUCCAGAUUAUGAAAGACUUCCUGAUUUGCAUUAUUUAGUACACAGUAACACUCCCGUACAAAUCGAUAACGUUGAGCGGGAACCAGAUGACUUUCAGCCACGUGCAAACAUUAAGAAAUUGUUUGCCUUGGGAGAAUUGUCGACAUCUAACCAUGCUAGUGUAUCUCAAUUUAGCAAGAAGUAUGUCCUUCCAGAGGAUCUUGUUAUGAAAUAUGUCUUGCAUCUUGAAACACUAAAGGCUGAUAAGGAAAAACGGUCCAUUGCAACACAAAAAAAGAGACAUGAUGUGACCUGUAAAACAUAUGAUGACUAUAAUUGGGUGGAGAUGUUUGAAAAUAACUCUAUAGACAAACAGACAAUGUCGGUAUUAGACAAAUACAUACAGCAUCAUAAUCUUGGAAAUUUCACUGUAAAACCUGAAAAAGUGAAAGCUGUUAAGCAAUCUAUUGCUAUGCAUUUGAUAGCAGAUAACAAUCAGGUCAAUGAAAUUCAGUCAGACGAGGAUGAUGUAAUCAUUGAAUUAUUUGAUCCAGACACAGAAACUGAAACAGACAGUAGUUCCAGUAGUUCUGAGAGUGAAAGGGAAAUUGAAAACUUACAAAUCUCUACUAGAUCGAGACGUGUCAGACUACCCAAAAGAUAUGACGACUAUGUAACCUAAAGUUCAGUGGUCUAAAAAAGAAAUAAAAGAUUUUUCUCUAUUUUACAUAAGAAUAGAUAAACAUGUACACAUUCAAAAUUUACAACAAAAAUGAUAGCUUACUGUAGAAAAUAUAGGGAUAUGGAGUAUAAAAGUGUGCUUGUUUUUCAAAAAAGUUCUUUGAAAAGUGUGAAUAUUUGGUCUUUUUACAUAGGGAAAAUUCUGAAAAUUUGUGAAAAUCUCCAUUUCAUAUGCUUUAGAAGUUUCAAUAAAAAGAAAUGUGGUGUAUAAACCAGCCAUACUUUUAAGAAAAUUGACAAAAUGUGUGAUUUCCAUGUACUUUCUAUACAAAUUAUCUCCCUUGGAUUGAAACAGAAAUUUUGAAAAUGGCCAUGCAAUUAAAAGUGCUACUUCAACUAUAAUUAAACAAAAUGAAUUGUUUUAAUGUUUCUGUUUUAUUUUGUACAUGUAGACCAUAAUUCCUUAAAUAAAACAAAAAUCUAACAUGCCCAGAAAUGAUGUUCAGUGAUGACCCCCUGAACUACCUUAAUUAUAAAUGUUAUUAUCAUGAUUAUGCAAAUUCAACAGACAUUGUAGAAUGAAAACUCUUUUUUUUAUAAUACAUACUGGCUGUAGAAAAAGAAUGUUUGUGGAAAUUUAACAAAUACAGUAGCAUACUACCAAAAGAAAUGAUUGGAAUAUUCAUUCAAAGGUCACAACAAAUCUGGAACCCACACCCAACAUGCUCUGAAUGGCCCAGAUAUAAAUAUAUAAUCAAUCAAGCUGCAUAUAUGUUGAGAUAGUAAAUUUUACUUUUUUCCCACUUUAAAAAAAAUGUUUAAAAUACAAUAUUGUUGUAAGUGGAAGU
Mytilus californianus (California mussel) is the source of this 4329-nucleotide messenger RNA. RefSeq lists its product as uncharacterized. The record is from RefSeq and is a predicted model, not a curated record. Bases 2139 to 3482 code for a protein of 447 amino acids. NCBI's taxonomy places the organism in Eukaryota, Metazoa, Mollusca, Bivalvia, Mytilida, Mytilidae. The transcript has 6 exons.